AUGUAUGGCUACACCCUCUUUGGCCAUCUUGAUGGAACCAGUCCGUCCCCUAGUCGUACGAUUACCCUCGGCACGAAUAUCUCUCCCAAUCUUGCCUUCUUAACUUGGUUCUGUCAGGAUCAACUCAUCCAGAAUGCUCUCAUGGAUUCUGUCGAACCCACUAUUGCCCCUAUUGUUGCAGUCGCUGACUCGGCUAAAUCAGCUUGGGAUGCCUUGCAUACCACUUAUGCGAACAAAUCUCAAACUCGAGUCUUUAGUCUGCGUGAUCAGCUUGCCCGUGUCACUAAGGACUCUCGCUCCAUUACUGAAUAUAUUCAUACUAUUCGGUCCUUUUCGGAUGAGUUAGCCACUGCUGGUGCUCCUGUUUCCAAUCUUGAACUCAUUGUCAAAAUACUUAGUGUUCUAGACUUUGAACUCUUCCUCCGCCACAAGGAUGCUAAGAAACUAUCUAGUACCAUCACUGUUGCAGUUGCUAAUCCUACUAAAUUCAACUCCAAUAAUCGCAAAAACCUUAUACAAACCAACAACUCUCAAAAAUGGCGCCAGAACUUGCGUCCAAGCGCUCCACCACAAGGGCAAUCCAGUUCAAAUCUAAACGGUAUUAUUCGCUGUCAACUAUGUAACAAAAUUGGCCACAUUGCCAAUGUUUGCCGCUCGAGAUCUCAGAAUCACUUAAAGCAAAAGCCAACUAUGCCGCUGGGCUUACAACGGAGACCAAUCCCUGGAUAG
Messenger RNA from Solanum lycopersicum (tomato), 729 nucleotides. The record is from RefSeq and is a predicted model, not a curated record. NCBI's taxonomy places the organism in Eukaryota, Viridiplantae, Streptophyta, Magnoliopsida, Solanales, Solanaceae.